Molecule: messenger RNA, 930 nt
Organism: Trypanosoma grayi
Lineage: Eukaryota; Euglenozoa; Kinetoplastea; Trypanosomatida; Trypanosomatidae
Exons: 1
Coding region: 1-930 (309 amino acids)
Cellular component (GO): cytoplasm
Source: RefSeq, a predicted model, not a curated record
AUGAAGAUGACUUCCCGGAGGAGCCAUUAUGCAUUGCAGUUGGUUGGAGUGGUCUACUUGUUAGUGAUUAUUGUGCUGUGGUGUGACAACUCGUCGAGGAGGUCACUGGUGUUUAAUACGAAAGGUGAUUCACGUGUCAAACCUUUGUAUUUUAGUACGCAGACCCUUAUCAUGGUGCCUGGUCAUGGGGUUUUGAACGCGUUAAAUGCGUCUGACUGGCGAAAAGAAGAAAACUGGGGUGUUGAGCCACAUCAGCGUCGCGAAGGUGUUCUUCUACCUUACUGUUUUGCCUCCCAUAUCCGUCGUGGACUCGAGAUUCUCAAAAAUAAUCUGAACUCAUCAUUAUUAAUUUUUUCAGGAGGACAAACACGCGCGGGGACUGGACCACGAAGUGAGGCAUUAAGCUAUUAUCUUGUGGCAGAGGAAACGGAACUAUUUGGUCUUUUUGGUUCGCGGGCGGAACAAAAGAAGGUUCUGGAGAAACGUGUUUUUGCUGAAGAGUUCGCCAGAGAUUCCUAUGAAAAUCUUUUGUUUAGCAUUGCACGGUUUUACGAAGUAACAGGGAGAUUUCCUGAUAAAAUCAUUGUUGUGGGCUGGAAACACAAAAAAGAGCGUUUCACCAAGUAUCAUAGAAGAGCAUUGCGCUUCCCAGGAGAGAGAUUUGUGUAUGUAGGGCUUGAUUUUGAAGACGCUGGCCGAUUUGUGGACGAUGUGAAACCUUAUCUUAGGGCGUCGCCUUAUAGUGAUGCCAUUGCUCUCUCUUUUGUCAGGGAAGAUAUGUAUCUUUGUAGCGCCGGAGGAACGACUAGAACUCAACGGAACCCAUUGUUUCGUAGCGCACCCUAUGAGGUAAGUUCUCCUCCUCUUCGAUUUCUUUUGCGGCAUUGUGGUCCACGUCUUAUUGAUGGUAGGCUCGUUCCAUGGGGAUAA